AAUAAUCGCACAAUUACAAACAUAUCGAUCUCUUUCAAUGGGGGCAAGGAUUGUUUAGUGCUACUAAUACUAUACUUGGCUGUUAUUUAUGACACGAUCAUCAGCGUCAAUAAGAGGGGUUAUAAUAGCAAUAAUAAUAAUCACUUAGAGGCAAUUGAUUCUGUUUACAUCAACUAUGAAGAAACCUUUCCAGAAUUAGAGAGCUUUAUCAAGGAGACAGAGACUAAAUACAAUUUGCAAAGCGAGAAAUUUGACAAAAUACAGUUGAAAGAGGGAUUUGAAAACUAUUUGAAGUUGAAACCUAACAAAAACUACAUAUUAAUUGGCAUUCGACGGUCAGAUUUCAGAGCAGAAACAUCGCAAAAUUUGGAGUUCAUCCAAAGAACUGACAACAAUUGGCCUGAAUUCAACAAGGUGAGCCCGCUAUUGAACUGGAAUAAUACAGACAUCUGGAUGUUUUUGUUGAGUCUCGACAUCAAGUACUGCGAGCUAUACAACAAUGGGUUCACCUCGCUCGGCGGCACAAACUCAACAGUUCCAAAUCCAGUGUUGGAGAAAAGCAGCUUCGAGAGCUGGCCCCCU
Molecule: messenger RNA, 582 nt
Organism: Ascoidea rubescens DSM 1968
Lineage: Eukaryota; Fungi; Ascomycota; Saccharomycetes; Ascoideales; Ascoideaceae
Product: Phosphoadenosine phosphosulfate reductase
Exons: 1
Biological process (GO): FAD biosynthetic process
Molecular function (GO): FMN adenylyltransferase activity
Source: RefSeq, a predicted model, not a curated record